This is a messenger RNA of Orbicella faveolata, 3110 nucleotides long. RefSeq lists its product as uncharacterized. The record is from RefSeq and is a predicted model, not a curated record. Gene Ontology annotation, molecular function: nucleic acid binding; zinc ion binding. NCBI's taxonomy places the organism in Eukaryota, Metazoa, Cnidaria, Anthozoa, Scleractinia, Merulinidae. Gene Ontology annotation, cellular component: nucleus.
AUGGUAGACCGCACGCGCCCGCACUACAUCGAGAGAGUCGUGAAACAAUCAUUGAAAAUGGCGGCUUUUCAAACUCAUUCGCAACAACUAAACAGCAAUCCUAUCGUAAACACCAGCCCUUUGAAAAACUCUGGCCCAUCUGCCAUACCUCCGAUACCUAACUUUCCAUCUCCGCAACAAAACAGUACUAACGUGGGGACAAAGCGAAAAGAAACUGGCACUCCACAUAAUGACAUACCCUACAAGAAAUCACCGGCUUGGCUGUCUGGUCGAGAGUUAUUUUGCGAAACCUGCAACGUAGAAUUGAAUUCAAUCAGUCAAGCUAUACAGCACAGACAAGGGAAAGUCCAUCUGAACAAAGUUAAGAAAGUGGAAAAAUUUAGAAUGCUGUUUCAGACUUCCGACGGACAUGACGUGACCUGCAGUGCUCCCGUUCAACCUCAAGUAGCUCCUAAUCCUCCACCAGUAAUGCCUUCAGUAGAACAACCAAGACAGCUUGGCAAAGUAAAUUUACAGUGCGAUGUCUGCCAAAAAUUAUUCAACUCAGAAACACAAGCUGUGCAACAUUUUCAAGGUCAAAAGCACAAACAGAAAUUGCAGAGUGUGGGAGUGAGUCACACAGAAUUGCAGGUGUCAACAACAGAAUCUAAUGCAUCACUUAAUCAUCGACAAGACGGAACUUGCUCAGUUGCUGCAACUGAAAAUGGAACAAUACCUUUGUCAUCGGCAAAUGGCUCUGAAAGCGAGGGACUGUACUGUGAGCAGUGUGGCUUAACAGUGAACUCCAAGAUUCAAAUGGCCACUCAUCUCCAAGGAGCAAAACACAAAAACACUGUUGCUAGUAAAAGACUCCAAGUGGGUCAAUCUCGACCUGUGUUGCAGUGUGAUGAUUGCAGGACAACCUUCAAUUCGCAGAUGCAGUUGACACAGCAUUUAACAAGUUCAAAGCAUAUUAAGAAAGUACAAAAGAAACAAACAACCCAUGUGCAGUUUAGAGGCCAGGAAAGAGGGCGUGGACGAGGUCGGGGCAGAGCUAGAGGAGCAUUCAGAGGAGGACAAAGUCACAGAGGAAGAGGAAACUUCAAACCCCCUCAUCUUACGUCAAAUUUUGUCAAAGCGACUAGUUCUUUCCCAGAGAAUCCUGGUUUCAGAUUCUCUUCACCUGCGCAAUCAACUUUUACUCCCUGUUUUACUGAAUUUGAUGCAUCUUUUCAACAGCCUUUUAUGUAAACAUACAGUCGUGCUCAGAUGUUUUUUAAAGAAUAUACUACUGUGAAGGUUAAAAAAUAACAGCCCUGGUUACUGUAGGAUUUACAUGUAGCAGCUGUUAGCUAAAAUGUGUACUAUACUGUACGUGGGGUUAAUCCAGCUGUAAACUGUUGAAAAAUCCAUUGUUAUUUUACCAUUCUAAUCCAAUGAAGGCUGAAGAUUUUUAGCUGAAAUGUCUUUUUCAAAGUUAUCGCUAAUGUUGUAUUUAACAUUAAAAAAGGUCAGCGACAAAGCUUCUUGCAUUUUAUUGCAUCCAUAAUUUCCAUCCAUGUACCAGUAAAAUAAGUUUCGAAUAAAACAACCAAGUUUUUGGUCAGUUGUUGUCUCUAUAUACUUGGAAGUUGGUGAUUUACCCUACUAACUUUACAAAGAGAGUCGUCUAGGGUCAUCUAAAACAAAUCAGAUCAGUUUGACACAUCUAGCUUGUUGUAUCUGUCAGGUGUGAUCAACAAGAGCAGUUGCAAAGAGGAGCAGGUUAACUGUAUUUAUACUUGGCAAUGUACUUGUCUUAUGGUUAUAAGUGCAUUGUUAUUUCAUGAAUUUCUAAACAUGUUCAGUGUCGUCCAACUUUCUUAAUACACCUCUCACAAAGGGGGUGUUCCAGGUUGAAAUGUCCAGUCAUAUUGUGCAGUUUACUUUUAAACGUUAUUGAAUAUGUGUGAGAGGUACUCAAGCGUGUAGAAGACAAUAUCCUUCAGGGCCUGAUUGUUUGAAAAGAAAGCUGUUUGACACUAACUCAGGAUUAAGAGUUAACUGAAGUAUUAAUUUUUCUUGAGUAGAAAAUGAAUUGUUCGUCAUUAUUUAAAUUCAGAAGUGAAGGACAAACAAUAAAGACAGAAACCUCAUGGAAAAGUUACAAAACUGAAAUCAAAAUCCUUGCUAAUCCUGGGUUAGCUUAAUCGGGCUUUAAACUCCGCCCAGUUGGUUACAGGUACAGUAAGACCACAGAUCUGAAUGAAGUGGACAGGAAAGCGCAAAGUACAUUCACAACAGGAUUUUUCUUUGCACUAUAUGAAAAGAGAUUAUUUUUCCCUCAAACAUGCAUCUUGGUAAAUGAUAACCUCUAUCACCAAAUUUUCUUUGCGGUUGCACAAUAAUUAUUAGCCUGCAUAACUAGUGGAAUUUUGCAUGCGAGUGCUUUGCUUCUAGCAAGAGAAACAAAGUCUGAAGUCCCCUCCAUUUGAAGCUUCACCAUCCGGUAACUUUGCUUCUCCCAUUUGCAGCACUGCCGACAAAACCAAACAUGCACAUGAAAUAUACUAGCUGCCUGUGUGCAGGCUACAGUGACUGUGAUAAUGACUACCUUUAAUUUUCGGACCAGCAACAAACAGCAUUCCUGCAGCAUAAAUAAUUUGUAACUUUAUUGAGAUGUUAAAACUUCGCUAACAAAGGAAACCAUUUUGUCUGAUACUGUAUACCUGUAAUUCACAAAGACUUUGAUUAGUCAGUCUCAAAUCUGUACUCGGUCAUUACUAAAGCAUGUUAACCUUCAAUUUAACUUUGGACAUUACAAACUUGGUUAUAUGUAUCACAAAACACCCAAAAAACAUUCUCAGCCAACAUAUUGUAAACAAGAUGAACUUGAGCUAAUAUUACAAUAUUAAAGCACCGCAUAUGAGCUAUAACUUCACUAAGUCUACUGACAUUGCACCAAAUUCACAUACGUGUAGUCUCGAUGGACAACGUUGGCACAAAACACCCUUUAACUGAUAAACAAAAAACCUUGAGAAAUUAUGUUCAGUUAAUCUGCCUACUGUACUAAACAAAGACUGCAAACUUUCUAAGUCUACUGCUCCAGUAUUACCUAGACUACAGUAAAUUUGAUUUGCCUAGUAAAAAAA